GACGUGAACUUCAAAUAACAGGCCUAUAUGCUGAGGAAACGCACAUGUAUCUAAUUAUUUUCAGUUCGCGUUAACUAAGGCGAAUAUAAAUCCCGUUCGUUCACGGAGCUCCUCGGCAGUAGUUUAUGUUCAGCUCCCAGCCUACUCUCCGCCCCCGCGAGCAGACGCAGAUCUCUUGCUGUCUCUCUGUCUGCUGUAGUCCUCAGAGCAGCGCGUGUGUCGCCUCGCGUCAGGAGCGUCAGGAUCAGGAUCAGGAUGGUGGCGAAGGAUUACCCCCUUUACCUGCUGAUCAAACGCGCGAGCGGCCGCGGGGACGAGUCGCAGGAGCCCAGCAGCAAGCGUGUGAAGCCUCUGUCUCGAGUGACGUCUCUGGCGAGUCUCAUCCCUCCAGUCAAAGCUGCUCCGCUCAAACGCAUCGGACAGACGCUGCAGCGCUCCAUUAGCUUCCGCAGCGACUGCAGGCCGGAGAUCAUGGCUCCGCGGCCGUGGGCCAAGCAGAUCGCACCAGCCAUCACCAAACGCCGCGACAGCAAGCUGUGGAGCGAGACUUUCGACCUGGGCCUGGGACAUAUGCUGUCCUCCACAGAGAUCAAGAGACAAGAGGCCAUCUUUGAGCUGUCUCAGGGAGAACAGGACCUGAUUGAGGACUUGAAGCUGGCCAAGAAGGCGUAUCGUGACCCCAUGCUGAAGCUGUCCAUUAUGACCGAGCAUGAACUCAAUCAGAUCUUUGGCACGCUGGAUUCCCUCAUUCCACUGCAUGAAGAUUUGCUGAGUCGACUCCGAGAGGCCAGAAAGCCGGACGGUUCGACUGAUCACGUGGGCCAUAUUCUAGUAGACUGGCUCCCUUGUCUUGAAACCUACAACAGUUACUGCAGUAACCAGGUGGCAGCCAAAGCACUGCUGGACCAUAAGAAGCAGGACCAUCGGGUGCACGACUUCCUCCAGCGCUGUCUGGAGUCGCCCUUCAGCCGCAAACUGGACCUCUGGAGCUUCCUGGACAUCCCACGCAGUCGCCUGGUCAAAUACCCGCUGCUGCUGCGAGAGAUGGUCAAACACACGCCGAACGACCACCCUGACCGCCAGCACCUCCAUCAUGCUAUGAACAUGAUCCAGAGCAUCGUGGCGGAUAUUAACACUCAGACGGGCGAGUCGGAGUGCCGUUACUAUAAAGAGCGCUUGCUGUAUGUGGAAAGCGGUCAGAGAGAUCUGCUGAUCGACAGCUCGCGGAUCCUCAGCUGCCACGGAGAGCUCAAGAACAACAGAGGAGCCGUAAGAACUAUAAUAAAUUAUGCAUAAUUACAUGCAAGUAACCCUAAGGCAAAACCUAAUCCUA
This is a messenger RNA of Sinocyclocheilus anshuiensis, 1333 nucleotides long. RefSeq names its product rho guanine nucleotide exchange factor 3-like. Gene Ontology annotation, biological process: positive regulation of Rho protein signal transduction; intracellular signal transduction. The coding region runs from base 256 to 1296 and encodes 346 amino acids. The transcript has 8 exons. The record is from RefSeq and is a predicted model, not a curated record. Lineage: Eukaryota; Metazoa; Chordata; Actinopteri; Cypriniformes; Cyprinidae. Gene Ontology annotation, molecular function: guanyl-nucleotide exchange factor activity.